UGGGUUAAGAUGAUGGAGUAUAUGGAGGAUAAGUUUGCGUUGAAAAGCCAAGCGAUGAAGGCCAGCGAUUACUACAUGGACCAAGUCAUGGAGAGCCUGGACAGCGCGCAGUACUUCACCAAGUCUGCCCCGAAAUGCGUGCAGGCCUUCGGGCUGCAGGGCGGCGAACACCGCUCCUCGCCCUGCGGAGAACAAAACGCCAAUUACGGUGUGCCAAAAACAGACGACGACACUUUGCACUCGGACCUGGGGAGGUCGAUGGAUAAUUGUUGCACUCUGCGUGCGUCUCCGGUGUCUACCGGACAGGAGAAAACGGAUUUGGACGACAUGGGAGACAAAUGUGACAGUAACGUGUCCAGCAGCAAGAAGAGGAGACACCGGACGACCUUCACCAGCGCGCAGCUGGAGGAGCUGGAGAAAGUCUUUCAGAAAACUCACUAUCCAGAUGUUUAUGUGAGGGAACAGCUGGCCAUGAGGACAGAAUUAACAGAGGCCAGAGUGCAGGUGUGGUUUCAGAACAGAAGAGCAAAAUGGAGGAAAAGGGAGCGCUACGGGCAGAUCCAACAAGCCAAAACUCACUUUGCAGCCACGUACGAUUUAUCCGUGUUACCGAGGACCGACAGCUACACACAGAUUCCCAACAACCUGUGGCCGAGCCCCGCUCCCGGUGGCUCUGUGGUGUCCUCCUGCAUGCUGCCUCGAGGCUCCCCCCCCUGCGUCACCUCUUACUCGCAUUCCCCUCGUUCGGCCGCCGGAGCCGCCGAGCACGGCUACGUGAGCUUCCCUAAUCAGCAGAACCAGUUCGGCCACGUCUCCCUCAACAACUUCUUCAACGCAGACUCCCUCCUCACGCCGGCCGGCAACGGUCACCACGCCUUCGAGACCAAGCCCGAGUUCGAGAGGCGCUCGUCCAGCAUAGCUGUGCUGCGCAUGAAGGCCAAGGAGCACACGGCCAACAUCUCGUGGGCCAUGUGAUCGGGGGUCCUGUGCAUGUGUGGGGAGUCCGGAUAGUGUAUAGUGUGGGGAUUGUCCAAGGAGUCUGAAAUCAUAUUCAAAACAAGCUGUUUGUCUCCCGACAUUAUCCUUCAUCCACAGACCAGAUGUCACCUAUAUCCAUCAGGUCUGCAGUGAGAGGGGCGAUGCUGUUUACAUCUGCAUCCUGACGUGAGCUGCUGGGACGAGGAGUUUAGAUCUGGGUAACAUACGUCAGAAGAUCAAGCUUGUAACAAAAGAAAAUGAAAUAGCCAUAAUGUUGUGUGACAGACAAUCAGCUGUGUAUUCACAGUAUGGUGGAUCGGUAUCAUUAAAAUACUCGAGACACUCGAGGUGUAGAUGGUCGAGACCUUCGUGUAGCUUCACUAAAGCAAUACGUUCAUAUCAGGGUGACGUCCGUCAGUCCUUCUGCUCCGACCACACGCUCGAUGCUCUGUGGAGCUGAGAGCUGCGAUGUGAAUCAGCUGUCUUUGUUGUUGUUGUCUUUAGUGGGGAGUCCUCAGUGUGGGUACAUGUGGAUCCAGAGGGAGGGGUCCCAAACCACUGCAGCAUCCUCUAAGCACUGUGAAUAAGCUUUCUUUACCCACGCCUUUCAUCUUCCUCCCUCCUUCCAGCUCAGGACUGAAGACGAGCAGCGUGGAGACAAAGUAACUUGACGUGCUGACGUGUCCGUGUGCUUUGCAGCAAAGCUCUGUGAUCUCUGUCGUCUGCCUCUGCUGCGUGUCAGCGGUGCACAACGCAGGCAGAGGAGGCAGCUUUUAAUAUUGUUUGUACAUUUAUAU
Molecule: messenger RNA, 1775 nt
Organism: Cottoperca gobio
Lineage: Eukaryota; Metazoa; Chordata; Actinopteri; Perciformes; Bovichtidae
Gene: alx1
Product: ALX homeobox 1
Exons: 4
Coding region: 10-975 (321 amino acids)
Biological process (GO): embryonic skeletal system morphogenesis; positive regulation of transcription by RNA polymerase II; negative regulation of DNA-templated transcription
Molecular function (GO): RNA polymerase II transcription regulatory region sequence-specific DNA binding; DNA-binding transcription activator activity, RNA polymerase II-specific
Source: RefSeq, a predicted model, not a curated record